This is a messenger RNA of Candida albicans SC5314, 6303 nucleotides long. It is a transcript of the gene ALS4, whose product is annotated as Als4p. Lineage: Eukaryota; Fungi; Ascomycota; Pichiomycetes; Serinales; Debaryomycetaceae. The record is from RefSeq and is a predicted model, not a curated record. Bases 1 to 6303 code for a protein of 2100 amino acids. Gene Ontology annotation, biological process: cell adhesion involved in multi-species biofilm formation; cell adhesion involved in single-species biofilm formation. Gene Ontology annotation, cellular component: fungal-type cell wall. The transcript has a single exon.
AUGCUUUUACAAUUUUUGUUGCUAAGCCUCUGUGUAUCAGUUGCUACGGCAAAGGUUAUUACGGGCAUUUUCGAUAGUUUUAAUUCGUUAACUUGGACCAAUGCUGCUUCUUAUUCAUAUAGAGGUCCAGCUAAUCCUACUUGGACCGCUGUAAUAGGAUGGUCUUUAGAUGGAGCUACUGCUAGUGCUGGUGACACAUUCACGUUAGACAUGCCAUGUGUUUUCAAAUUUAUUACUGAUCAAACGUCAAUUGAUUUAGUUGCUGAUGGUCGUACUUAUGCUACUUGUAAUUUGAACUCUGCCGAAGAGUUUACUACUUUUUCUAGUGUGUCAUGUACUGUGACUACUACAAUGACUGCUGACACCAAAGCCAUAGGAACUGUAACAUUACCUUUCUCAUUCAGUGUGGGGGGAUCAGGUUCAGAUGUUGAUUUGGCAAAUUCUCAAUGUUUUACUGCAGGAAUCAAUACAGUUACUUUUAAUGAUGGUGACACUAGCAUUUCCACAACAGUUGAUUUUGAAAAAUCAACCGUGGCCUCCAGCGAUCGUAUCUUGUUGUCAAGAAUUUUACCCAGUCUUUCACAAGCAGUAAGUCUUUUUCUUCCCCAAGAAUGUGCAAAUGGUUAUACUUCUGGUACAAUGGGAUUUUCAACUGCUGGUACUGGUGCUACUAUAGAUUGUUCCACAGUUCAUGUCGGGAUAUCAAAUGGGUUGAAUGAUUGGAAUUAUCCAAUUUCACUGGAAUCUUUUUCUUACACAAAGACCUGUACAUCAACAAGUGUUUUAGUAACAUAUCAGAAUGUUCCUGCCGGAUAUCGUCCAUUUGUCGAUGCUUAUGUUUCUGCAACACGAGUCAGCUCAUAUGCUAUGAGAUACACUAAUAUAUAUGCUUGUGUUGGUGCGGCUUCUGUUGAUGACUCAUUUACUCAUACUUGGCUGGGAUAUAGUAAUAGUCAAGCUGGUUCUAAUGGUAUUACCAUUGUGGUAACAACUAGAACAGUUACAGACAGUACCACUGCUGUGACUACUUUACCAUUCAAUUCCGAAUCUGACAAAACCAAAACAAUCGAAAUUUUACAACCUAUUCCAACAACUACCAUUACAACUUCAUAUGUUGGUGUGACAACUUCCUACCUGACUAAGACUGCACCAAUUGGUGAAACAGCUACUGUUAUUGUUGAUGUGCCAUAUCAUACUACCACAACUGUUACCAGUGAAUGGACAGGAACAAUCACUACCACUACAACUCGUACCAAUCCAACUGAUUCUAUAGAUACUGUCGUUGUGCAAGUUCCACUGCCAAAUCCAACUGUCACUACAACCGAGUAUUGGUCUCAGUCAUAUGCUACUACUACUACUGUUACUGCUCCUCCAGGUGGUACUGACUCAGUAAUUAUCAGAGAGCCACCAAAUCCAACUGUCACUACAACCGAGUAUUGGUCUCAGUCAUAUGCUACUACUACUACUGUUACUGCUCCUCCAGGUGGUACUGACUCAGUGAUUAUCAGAGAACCUCCAAACCCAACUGUAACCACCACCGAGUAUUGGUCACAAUCUUAUGCUACAACUACUACAGUCACUGCUCCUCCAGGUGGUACUGACUCAGUAAUUAUCAGAGAACCACCAAAUCCAACUGUCACCACCACCGAGUAUUGGUCACAAUCUUAUGCUACUACUACUACAGUUACUGCUCCUCCAGGAGGCACUGACUCAGUAAUUAUCAGAGAACCUCCAAACCCAACUGUCACCACCACCGAGUAUUGGUCCCAAUCUUACGCAACCACAACUACUGUGACUGCUCCGCCGGGUGGUACUGACUCAGUAAUUAUCAGAGAACCACCAAAUCCAACUGUCACUACAACCGAGUAUUGGUCUCAAUCCUUUGCUACUACUACUACUGUUACUGCUCCUCCAGGUGGUACUGACUCAGUGAUUAUCAGAGAACCUCCAAACCCAACUGUAACCACCACUGAAUAUUGGUCACAGUCCUUUGCUACUACUACUACAGUUACUGCUCCUCCAGGUGGUACUGACUCAGUGAUUAUCAGAGAACCUCCAAACCCAACUGUCACCACCACUGAAUAUUGGUCCCAAUCUUACGCAACCACAACUACUGUGACUGCUCCGCCGGGUGGUACUGACUCAGUAAUUAUCAGAGAGCCACCAAACCCAACUGUCACCACCACUGAAUAUUGGUCUCAAUCCUUUGCUACUACUACUACUGUUACUGCUCCUCCAGGUGGUACUGACUCAGUGAUUAUCAGAGAACCUCCAAACCCAACUGUAACCACCACUGAAUAUUGGUCACAGUCCUUUGCUACUACUACUACAGUCACCGCUCCUCCAGGAGGCACUGACUCAGUGAUUAUCAGAGAACCCCCAAACCCAACUGUAACCACCACCGAGUAUUGGUCACAGUCGUACGCAACUACAACUACUGUAACUGCCCCUCCAGGUGGUACUGACACUGUGAUUAUUAGAGAGCCACCAAACUACACGGUCACUACUACUGAAUACUGGUCACAAUCAUAUGCUACAACCACUACAGUCACUGGUCCACCAGGAGGUACCGAUACUGUUAUUAUUAGGGAGCCACCAAAUCCAACUGUAACCACUACUGAAUACUGGUCUCAAUCGUACGCUACCACCACCACUGUUACUAGUCCACCGGGAGGCACUGAUAUCGUUAUCAUUAGAGAACCUCCAAACCCAACUGUCACCACCACCGAGUAUUGGUCACAAUCUUAUGCUACUACUACUACAGUUACUGCUCCUCCAGGAGGCACUGACUCAGUAAUUAUCAGAGAACCUCCAAACCCAACUGUCACCACCACCGAGUAUUGGUCCCAAUCUUACGCAACCACAACUACUGUGACUGCUCCGCCGGGUGGUACUGACUCAGUAAUUAUCAGAGAACCUCCAAACCCAACUGUCACCACCACCGAGUAUUGGUCCCAAUCUUACGCAACCACAACUACUGUGACUGCUCCGCCGGGUGGUACUGACUCAGUGAUUAUCAGAGAACCUCCAAACCCAACUGUAACCACCACUGAAUAUUGGUCACAGUCCUUUGCUACUACUACUACAGUCACCGCUCCUCCAGGAGGCACUGACUCAGUGAUUAUCAGAGAACCCCCAAACCCAACUGUAACCACCACCGAGUAUUGGUCACAGUCGUACGCAACUACAACUACUGUAACUGCCCCUCCAGGUGGUACUGACACUGUGAUUAUUAGAGAGCCACCAAACUACACGGUCACUACUACUGAAUACUGGUCACAAUCAUAUGCUACAACCACUACAGUCACUGGUCCACCAGGAGGUACCGAUACUGUUAUUAUUAGGGAGCCACCAAAUCCAACUGUAACCACUACUGAAUACUGGUCUCAAUCGUACGCUACCACCACCACUGUUACUAGUCCACCGGGAGGCACUGAUAUCGUUAUCAUUAGAGAACCUCCAAACCCAACUGUCACCACCACUGAAUAUUGGUCACAGUCCUUUGCUACUACUACUACAGUUACUGCUCCUCCAGGUGGUACUGACUCAGUAAUUAUCAGAGAACCUCCAAAUCCAACUGUCACCACCACCGAGUAUUGGUCUCAAUCUUAUGCUACUACUACUACAGUUACUGCUCCUCCAGGAGGCACUGACUCAGUAAUUAUCAGAGAACCUCCAAACCCAACUGUCACCACCACCGAGUAUUGGUCCCAAUCUUACGCAACCACAACUACUGUGACUGCUCCGCCGGGUGGUACUGACACUGUAAUUAUUAGAGAACCUCCAAACCCAACAGUUACAACAACUGAGUACUGGUCACAAUCCUAUGCUACUACUACUACAGUCACUGCUCCUCCAGGUGGUACUGACUCAGUAAUUAUCAGAGAACCCCCAAACCCAACUGUCACCACCACUGAAUAUUGGUCCCAAUCUUACGCAACCACAACUACUGUGACUGCUCCACCAGGUGGCACUGACACUGUGAUUAUUAGAGAGCCACCUAAUUAUACUGUCACCACAACUGAAUACUGGUCUCAAUCGUACGCUACCACCACCACUGUUACUGCCCCUCCAGGUGGCACUGAUACUGUUAUCAUUAGAGAACCUCCAAGCCCAACAGUUACAACAACCGAGUACUGGUCACAAUCUUACGCAACCACAACUACCGUGACUGCUCCUCCAGGAGGUACCGCUACUGUGAUCAUAAAAGAGCCACCUAAUUACACUGUAACCACUACUGAAUACUGGUCUCAGUCCUAUGCUACGACCACCACUAUUACUGCACCACCGGGAGGCACUGACACGGUUAUCAUCAGAGAACCUCCAAAUUACACGGUUACCACAACUGAAUACUGGUCUCAAUCAUAUGCAACCACCACUACUGUUACUGCACCACCAGGUGGCACUGACACUGUGAUUAUUAGGGAGCCACCAAACUAUACUGUCACCACUACUGAAUAUUGGUCUCAAUCAUAUGCUACUACAACUACUGUGACUGGUCCACCGGGAGGCACUGAUACCGUUAUCAUUAGGGAGCCACCAAGUCCAACAGUUACAACAACCGAGUACUGGUCCCAGUCAUAUGCUACUACUACAACUGUGACUGCUCCUCCAGGAGGUACUGCUACUGUUAUCAUAAGAGAGCCACCUAAUUACACUGUAACCACUACUGAAUACUGGUCUCAGUCCUAUGCUACGACCACCACUAUUACUGCACCACCGGGAGGCACUGACACGGUUAUCAUCAGAGAACCUCCAAAUUACACGGUUACCACAACUGAAUACUGGUCUCAAUCGUACGCUACCACCACCACUGUUACUGGUCCACCGGGAGGCACUGAUACCGUUAUCAUUAGAGAGCCACCAAAUUACACGGUUACUACAACUGAAUAUUGGUCCCAAUCUUAUGCUACGACCACCACUGUUACUGGUCCACCGGGAGGCACUGACACCGUUAUCAUUAGAGAGCCACCAAAUUACACGGUUACUACAACUGAAUAUUGGUCCCAAUCUUAUGCUACGACCACCACUGUUACUGGUCCACCGGGAGGCACUGACACUGUGAUUAUUAGAGAACCUCCAAACCCAACAGUUACAACAACUGAGUACUGGUCACAAUCUUAUGCAACUACUUUGACCAUCACUGCCCCACCAGGUGGCACCAAUAGUGUCAUUAUCCGAGUCCAUUCCAGUACUAAUGAUGAAUCAAGUGAGUCCACAUUUUCAACAUUGUCUGUUCCCUCGUUCUCAGGUUCAAUAAGUAUUGUUUCCACAGUUUCUCGUCCACAUUAUGUGAACUCUACAGUUACCCACUUACCUAGUUCCCUGUCAAAACCAGUAGAUAUUCCUUCUAGUGAUGUUGUAACAUCUACUAAUGACAAUAGUUUGACUUCUUUGACUGGUUCUGAAAAUGGUAAAACAAGCGUGGCAAUAUCUACAACAUUCUGUGAUGAUGAAAAUGGUUGUCAAACUUCUAUUCCACAAGGUUCUGUUGUUAGAACUACAGCAACAACAACAGCAACAACCACAACAAUUAUUGGUGAUAAUAAUGGAUCAGGUAAGUCAAAGUCUGGUGAGUUAUCUUCUACUGGUUCUGUGACAACUAAUACAGCAACACCAGAUGUUCCAUCAACUAAAGUACCUUCGAAUCCAGGGGCACCAGGUACUGGUGUUCCACCACCUUUAGCACCAUCGACAGAAACACAAACUACCAAUAAUGUACCAGGCUCACCAAAUAUCCCUGCCACUGGAACAACUGAUAUUAUUAGAGAAUCAACUACUGUUUCACACACAGUGACCGGGAAUGGAAAUACUGGCGUUCCAAUGAAUCCAAACCCUGUGUUGACAACAAGCACUUCAUUGACUGGAGCAACGAAUUCUGCAACUAACCCAUCUCAUGAAACAAGUGUUAAUACAGGAUCAGGAGGCUCAACUAAUAUUGUCACUCCACCUUCUUCUGCAACUGCGACAGUGGUUAUUCCAGGAACUGAUAAUGGUGCUACUACCAAGGGUCAAGAUACAGCUGGUGGCGGCAACUCUAAUGGAUCUACUGCUACCACCAAUAUACAAGGUGGCAAUAAUGAACCAGGAAAUCAACCAGGUACUAAUACAACUGGAGAACCUGUUGGUACUACUGAUACCCAAAGUGUUGAAUCAAUUUCUCAACCAACUACAUUAAGUCAACAAACAACAAGUUCCUUAAUCAGCACGCCUUUGGCUUCUACAUUUGAUGGUUCUGGUUCUAUUGUCCAACAUUCGGGUUGGUUGUAUGUGUUACUUACUGCUAUUUCUAUAUUCUUUUAG